CGGCAGUGGAAUCAACCCCACACACACACCCCGCCCCGGCCGGCGUUGCUGAGUAACGGCGCGCGCGUGGGGCGGAGAAAGAGAAGAACAUUCUUCCGCCUUGAAGAAUGGCAGAAGCUGUCUUCCAUGCCCCAAAGAGGAAAAGAAGAGUGUACGAGAGUUAUGAGUCUCCACUGCCAAUCCCUUUUGGUCAGGACCAAGGUCCUGGGAAAGAAUUCAGAAUAUUCCGUGCUGAGAUGAUGAGCAACAACGUGCUAGUGACGGACGCAGAGGGCAUCAAGCAGCUAUAUGGAAAAGGUUAUUUUGGAAAAGGUAUUCUUUCAAGAAGCCGUCCAAACUUCGUAAUUUCAGAUCCCAAGCUUGUUGCCGAAUGGAAAGAUAUGAAGACAAACAUGCCUAUAAUCACAUCAAAGAGGUAUCAGCGUCGUGUGCAAUGGGCUGCAGAUCUCCUGCGCAGACAGGGGCAGGAUGAGAGUACAGCACACCAGAUCCUUAAGGAUUACACAAGACCACUCGAAUAUCCUUGUAGAGAAAGGAGCGAAGCAGCUGAACACCAUGGCAUACUUAAGUCUCAGAUAACUGCCCCCGUGGAAGACACAGCAGGAACAAAGGGACUUUCUGUGAUGAACGGAGGCUCCAGGCAGUCAGAGGAGCCAGGGGAUCCCAGCCCACACCCUGACUGCUUGCAGGAGGGCCCUGGGUGCAGCCUGCUCACCUCAGACGGCCUCCACGGACAGGUAGCUGUUCCCCAAGUCCACUGCUGCAAACAAGAUGCCCUCAUCCACCAGGGUGGCCUUCAGCCAGAGGAAGCCAGCCAGCCAGCAGACCUCGUCUGUGCAGGGGAGAGAAAGCCUGACUACCAGUAUGUGCUCGUGGAGGAAGAGGUGUGCGAUGUGCAAGAAGGGGAGGACACUCUAGGUGAGCAAUUGGCGCAAAGAAAGAGAUUAAUAUGCCGAAGAAAUCCGUACAGGAUCUUUGAGUAUUUGCAGCUCAGCCUAGAAGAGGCCUUCUUCCUGGUGUAUGCUCUGGGAUGUCUGAGUAUUUACUAUGAAAAGGAGCCUUUCACAAUAGUGAAACUCUGGCAAGCCUUCACCUCGAUUCAGCCCACCUUCAGGAUUACCUACAUGGCCUACCACUACUUCCGAAGCAAGGGCUGGGUGCCCAAAGUGGGACUCAAGUAUGGGACAGAUCUGUUGCUGUAUCGGAAAGGCCCUCCAUUUUACCAUGCAAGCUAUUCUGUCAUCAUUGAGCUCGUAGAUGAGCACUUUGAAGGCUCCCUCCGCAGACCUUUCAGCUGGAAGUCCCUGGCCGCCCUGAGCAGAGUUUCAGUGAAUGUCUCAAAGGAGCUUAUGUUGUGCUACUUGGUUAAACCCUGUACCAUGACUGAUGAAGAAAUGGAGUCCCCAGAAUGUAUGAAGAGAAUUAAAGUUCAGGAGGAAACCCAGGGCCUCAAGCAUGCUGAGCACAUGUUCUACCUCUGAGCCACACUCUAGCCAUCUCAUCUGAUUCUGUGCUUCUGGUUGAACCAAGUCCUUCCAGUAUUCUUUGCUGAUUCUCCUCCACCCUGGUCUGCCAACUUCAUUGUUGAAAUGUCUGGUGUUUGUCAAUGACUCUGUGCCCCCUCCCCUUGCAUGCCGGAUCCGGACAGUGUCUCUGUCGUCCCCCUCUCCCCAUCAGCCUGCCUCUGCUUCCCUCUCCUGCACGGUGCUCCCUUCCUCCUUGCUCACUGCCCUGCCCCACUUCACACCUGCUGCUUGGUCUCCAGGCCCUCCGUUUGUCCUACUCAUCUCUGCCAGAUCACUUGUACCUAAAGUGCUGGUCAGACCUGCUUCUCCCUUCUCAGUGGCUGACCCAGGCCAUGGAGCCCUGUGCCCUCACAGACCUGGUUCUGGUGUUAGACACUAGCCCGCACUGCUGCAGUGUACUGGAUGACACCAUGGCAGAGGCAAGGGCCCCCCUUAAAGUCUUUCCGGGGGGAUGGACACACGUGGCACCUCAGGAUUAUGUUGCUGCAAUGUGUUCUCCGAAGCUUCCUGUUACAAAAGCCGGGCGGGAAUCACUACUGCACAGCAGCCCUUUGUGAAGUGUGGCGUGAAAGCAGACACUUGGAACUUUCUUUCAUUUCUGUGCUGAAAUUUAGCCCUCUUCUUGUUUUCCUCAAUUGCAGGAGGUGAUUCUCAGCCGAUGGAUUUCUUCACGAGAGAGAAGUGACCAAGAUGAACUCUGAUGAUUCGGCCCUCAGAUUCCUCAGCAAACCAGUGACCACUUAGUGUCCUCCCACAUGCCAAGUUCAGGACUAGGUAAUAGGCCUUUCAUAGUAUUCACCUGUUAAUGUAGUGACUUUAAAGGCUGUGAUGCUUCAGCACCAGAAAACUGUCAGUGUUUUAAAAGAUAAGAUUACACAGGGAGGAAAGGACUCCUCUCUGUCAGUCUCUCGCUCUCUUGCUGAGCCUGUUCUUUGUGCCUGAGCCACAGCCCAUCCCUGGGGAGGUCAGGGGACCUUCCCAACAACGGGAAAUCUCUCUCUGAGUUUCCCUGAGAACAGUACUAGUUAACAUAUAUGCAGCACCCUGCAGUUCAUAGAGCAUCCCUGUUAUCCACGCCUAAUCUAUCCCAGAAAGAACCUCGGAGCAGAUUUGGGGAUCACAGGA
Molecule: messenger RNA, 2651 nt
Organism: Castor canadensis (American beaver)
Lineage: Eukaryota; Metazoa; Chordata; Mammalia; Rodentia; Castoridae
Source: RefSeq, a predicted model, not a curated record